Messenger RNA from Haliotis rufescens (red abalone), 16832 nucleotides. RefSeq lists its product as uncharacterized. NCBI's taxonomy places the organism in Eukaryota, Metazoa, Mollusca, Gastropoda, Lepetellida, Haliotidae. The record is from RefSeq and is a predicted model, not a curated record. The transcript has 10 exons. Bases 132 to 14501 code for a protein of 4789 amino acids. Gene Ontology annotation, molecular function: protein binding.
GGGUGCGAGAGCGACCAGCCAGUCUACCCCGGGUGCUCGGUCAGGACUGACUGUACCCAAGAAGACUAACUCACUGCGGGUUAUAUAGACAUUUGUUUUUUGCAAUGGUGCUGAUGGACGGGUAGUCAAAUAUGGGGGACACUGAUGCUCCCUUUGUGUUCUCCUCCCCGCCCUCAGUGCCAAGGGAGAGAGGGGGAGACAUUCUGGUGAAGGUCCAGGCUGUGAGCUCCAACAACCCAUGUCUGCUGGUCAAGUCCUACAGGCUGUAUUCAAAAUCAUCGGUUCUUGAUGUCAGGAAGAAGAUCCAGCAGGAAUUUAACCAAGUGUUUGAAAAUGGCUUCGUCUUUCUUUGCAAGAACAGAGAGAUUCUCACUUCAAAUGAAAAGGCUUUAAGUUUAAGUGACGUCCUUCCAAAAGCUGGACUGGGGAAACCCACAAAGAACAAUUUCCAGUAUCCAUCUGAUGUAUCUUACAAAGACCUACCCUUUGAAAAGGACGGACGGCGUUACCUGGUGACAUGUAUAGGACUGCUGUUCCUGUUUGAUGCAAGUGGAGUGAGUCACUGGAAUCUUGAUGCCCUCCAACAGAAGUUGGAUGCACGAAGUAUGUUCGGCUUCUCCUUCAUACCAACAGAUAUCACGUCAGCUCGACCUGACAGCAAUGAUUCCGUGGUCGAGGAACUGAGCCAAUAUGCUGCAAUCGCAAAGUUGGAGGUUGAAGAAAAAUCAAAGGAUCAUAAAACUAAACCCGAAACAAGCCAGAUUGAUUAUGGUAUCUAUAAAGAAAAGAUAGAGUGUUUGCUGCAAAAUAAAGGGAGAAAUGUGCGGGAAGAACAGCUUAAAGAUCAGCGGCUGGCUACACCUCUUCACUAUGCAGCACAAGGGGGACACCUGAACAUGUGCCAGUUUCUCUGCAUGCGCCUGGACAAAUACAAACUGAUGUAUGAGAAAGACAUUAAUGGUCGGACACCACUGCACUGUGCCCUCUAUCAACAUGGAAUCAAGUCCAACAGGGAACAUCUGAAAGUAGCUGCAUAUCUGCUGUCAUUCCAACCUGACCUGGAUUCCCCUGACGUGAAUGGGAUGAGCUGUUACUACAUGAUCCUAAGCCUGAAGAAGGAAGACACUGUCUACCUAAUGAAGCAACUUGAUCCAGAUAUCAUUGAUCAGAAACUGGUGCUCCAUUUUACAUGUUGUGCACUUCAGUACAAAGAGCUCAAACAUGCUCUCAGGUUCUGUGAGGUGGUGCCAACGGUUGAACCCACAUUCCUGCGACCACCUCUACAUCUUGCUGCAGAAUUUGGCAACCUCAAAAUCAUCCAGAAUCUUUUAAAUGGUGGUCAUAGUGUUCUGGACAGAGAUCCUGAUGGCCAUCUGCCUUUCCACUAUGCUUGUCAACACAACAAGUUGGAGUUUGUGAAACUUCUCAUUAACAAGGACAUGAAUACACAGGAUGUUUCUAAAGGAGUACGAUUGGCACUUAACAACAGAAACUUUGAAUUAAUUGGACAGAUUGCAGAUAUGGACGUGGAUAUGGAUCUUGAUCAAGAAACAUUCAAGACACUGUUGACUCAAGCACAGAAGAACCUGAAAUGCGGACAAUCUCUCCUCAAGUGUUUCAAGACAAAUCCUGAACAACUUUCUCAAUUUGUUGGCCAAGCUGCCUAUCUGGGUCUAACAGACCUACUUGUGUAUUUGCUGAAAAGAUGCCCUCCUGAUUCUACUGAUAGUAUGAUGAGGACACCCUUGCAUGAUGCUGUUCAGGGCUGGAAUGUUCGAGGGAGCGAUGUGAAAAGGGACAAGAAAAAUAAACAGUGCCUAAACGCAUUUAAGCUACUUGUUAAUGAGACAAAAACCUUGAAUGUUGUAGACUGGAGAAAUUCAACCCCUCUUCACUAUGCCUGUAUGGAAGGCAAUCUGGAAUUUGUGAAGUUCAUGCUUUCCCAACAGGAUCUGAGUUUUGCAUCAGUGAGAGACUCCAUGGGUCGGACUCCUUUGUUGCUUGCUGCACAUUAUAAGAAAGGUAGAAAGGUCCUGGAUUAUAUGAUAAAUCAUCAUCUGGAGCACUUGGAUCCUUAUGCCAUGGACGCGUAUGGGAAGAACAUACUGCAUUAUGUUGGAUAUAUGAAUUUCGGGCUGAUUGAUGUACUUUUGAGGAAAAUGAAAAAACUUCCAAAAUCACCCACAGACCCAUACAAAGCUAAGGAUGGCUUUCCCUCGAGACCGCAUGGCAAGGUGUCAUGGGCUACAUCAUAUGACAAGACAUAUUUCGAAGCAAUGGACAAUGGACAUUGGAAAUGUCGUUUUUGUGAGGCAACGUUUGCAGACAGCGGCGGUCACUUCUGUGAGGUCAUGUUACAAACUUUGCCUCCAAAUACUUGCCUGUCCCCACUUGAAACAUUAAUCAUAAUGAACAAACCAGAAACUUUGAAGAAACUGGUGACAGAAAUGCCAAACCUACUGGAUGGUGAAGACGGUGUGAAGGCAAGAUUCUGUGCAGUCAGGCUAUGGAGACUCAGGUGUGCUGAUGUUUUGAUGUCUAGUAUUCUAGAUGAACUUCAAUAUCUUGACAAGUAUCUCUUGGCAGCUCUGGAAAUGAAGCCCACUGAGGUGUGGCGUGAGCCCAAACAGCCACGUAAACAGAAACAAUGCCUUUUAACAUCAUUAAGGACCAAACCAGAUGCUGAAGAACAAAGAAGACAGUAUGUUAUGGUUGACUAUCUUUUGAAACUAGGAGCAAAUCCAAAUUAUAUUCCACCCCAAUGUGGAUAUAGAUUCGGAUCCAAAACCAGGUUAUCACCUGUAAAAAAUUCUGAUAUCCCCUCAUCUUUGAGGAGGUAUUGCACUGCUCUGGAAAGAGCGAUCAUUAUUGGUAAUGAGAAAGUAGUUGAUCUACUAUUGAAGAGUCAAUGGACAAGUACAAUGGGAUCCUUUGCAAUCCAUCUUGCUGCAAAAUCUGGAAAUGUUCCACUGUUACAGAAACUGUUGCUGAUGUACAACGAGGAACAGAAGAGGUUUGGCAUUCCGGAUACACAGUUGACCUUUAUCAGCAUUUUACCAAAUGGAAUCUUAGGAGCAGCUUGCGUUUCAGAAAAGCCAUCCUUUGGACUGUUUAAAACCAUCAACGAAACUGCACCCGGAAUUUUGAAGGGAACAAAGUUAAUGACAGCCAAAUUAUUGGGCAGUUUAAGACCUGUAAUGCUUGAAAUACUUCAGAUUCAUGAUCACCUUCCUUUGGUUCUCUUCAUACAGAAAUGGCAGCAACAUCUUAAACCUGAAGAAAAGGAAGCAAUUGUUUGUUUCAUCCUGCACAAUGGAUCAUACCCUGUGGAAAUGAGGGUAAAGAAGACGUCAUUUAAACAUCCUGCAUGUGAAUUCUUCAGAGCUGCCCAAGUGAAAAGGAUGUGGAACGUUAUUGCAAUAUUACUGAAACGAUCAGGAUCAACACUAAUGAAAUGUCUGCUUGGGUUCAAUGAGAACAAAAUGAGAUGCCGUGAGUACUUAUUCAACAGAUUUGGAGAAGGGUAUCUCAUCCUGAAGCAUAUUUUCGAUUGCAUGUCCACAAGCCCCAUAGAGAUCUUGAGCAUGCUCACCAAUGCCUGUAUGAAAGCUAUAACAUCAGCAGAUCAGGAUGCGAAAGAACAACUGGUUAGAAGGAUGUUGAGUCCAUAUGGACGAGACAGUUCUGCUGGUUCAUCAUCCUCUGCUCCUUCGCCAUCCUCGUCUGAUGUCAACAGUGUUACAAGUGAUGAUGCCAGCCCAGGUGACACAACAAAGUUGUUUCUUGAACAGUUGGUUCGCAUGUUGUGGUGGCGACGAAAACCUUCAAAUAUGUUGCUGUUUGAUCAGCGAAAAAAACAAAGAUUUCCAUCAUUUCUAAGUGAUGAGAAAAUGCCAGAUGCUUCCGAAUUCGGAACAUUAUCUAUUGAACAGAUGAGGACUGUUGGGAAUAAAUUAGACGUGAAUGCAUCAGUGCUGAAAGAACUUAUCCAACUGCGGACACUUGGAUUGUUUCAAAAAAGGAAUGCCAAAGAUGCAUCAUUGGAAGAAAGGCUGAUAGGCAUACUCCAACGUCUUCAUCGACGCCAUAUCCAUAUUUCAGUUCUGCAUCUGGCUGUCUGGUUUGGAGAGCAUGAACUCGUAGAACAUAUAGUAAAAGCAAAUUGUGACACUGAGUUAUCUCAUACGGACAUGGCGAAGGCUGUUGAUCUUGCUGCAUGGAAAAAUGACAAAAAGAUGGUACAUCUCUUAACUAAACAUGGAGCAGUGCCAACAGCAAUGACAGUUCUGUGUGCAUGUCUUGGGAUAGAGAAUGACCAAGAAUUACACAGGAUAGACCAAGAUGAUUACAACCCAUUGACAACCUACUUAAGGAAACAAAACCACCAUCUUAGAAAACACGUGGGAUACGUAUCCAGAGAAGAUACAGGAGAAGAAAAAACGAAGCUUGGACUUAUCAAAUACAUUUGUGAGAGCAUACGUGUAAAGGAUAUCCCUCCAAGAAAUCAAGAAGCAUUACAAGUGGCAGCAAUGGAUCACAACUGGACACUGGUUGACUACUUCCUGGACCAGGGUACAGCUGUUUUAGAGCCGCCUGAUUUUAAGGACAAUGCCGACAGCUCCCUUGAUGAAUCUGAAGCGGACCCGUAUGGUGUACGAUAUUCUGAUGCUGUCAAAACUGCAUGCAUUGGGCUACAGGAGAUUCUCUCGUUGGGUACUGCCGACCUAGCUCUAAAGGCUCUUAAAAGCAUUCAUGAAGUGAAAUGGGAUGACUUGCCAAUGAAAAAUUGCAUCAUUUCAGCUAUAAAAUCAGGGAACGUUUCUGUUGUUGAACACAUCGUGAAGGAAGUAUUAUGUAAAGUACAUUCAAAACCUGGGAAAACUGACGAAUUUAAUGACAUGUAUAGAGAUGUCAUUCCUCAUCUCUGCAAAAACAAUGACAUUAGUAAUGUCAAGCUGAUGCUACAACACUUGAAAGAUGAACGUGUUGACCUCUUGGAAAUCAUAAACCUUAAUCAAUUUGACUCAAUCAGCACCCCUAAUUAUGCAUUGAGACACAAACAUUGGAAGCUUGCAGAACUGUUGCUCUUGAAUGGAGCUUUUCAUGGUUUGCGCGGUUGUGAACCAUGGCGUGAAUAUCCAUACAAUAGGAAUUGGGAUGUUUACAAGGGUUCGCGCAGCAGAUUUCCAUAUCAACCAAAUGGUGCGAUUUUUCCAGUUGUACCUGAUCUGGAUACAAAAAGGACAUUUCAAUCAUUGCCUGAAAAGACGUUUUUUUGUGCCCUUCAAAGUGAUUCAAGAAAUGUUGCUAUUGCACUAGGGUCUAAAGGUACUUCAUUCCCGGAUUCAGAGUCACUGUUAGAUUUGCGGAAAACAGCAUCACCAUGCUCUCACAUUGAACCACCAAAAUUGGUUGAAAAGGGGGAACCAAUACAACAUGCCAUGCUUAAGAGAGUCAAAUACCUGAUAGGUUUAACAUGUUUUACAACAAGAAGGGGAGGAACAAUCUUCCAUACAGCUGUCAUUGUAGGUGAUAUUCAUUUGAUGACAGAUAUAAUAGCACAACCCAUGUUUACAACUAUGAUGAAACAAGUUGACUGUGUAUCACCAGUGGUACUGGGAAUUAGUAAUCAGCACAUCAAGGCGGUUCAGCUUUGUUUGAAAUACCCUGAACUCAUAUCAGAUCCAGUUACAGCUGCUGAAAGAGCAAGUGAAGCAAUUAUUUCCUUGGUGCCAGGUAUUGACACUGUCAUUGCAAAACUGUGGAGAAGAAAACGGCUGGAGAAGGAGCAAGAGUUGAAGAAAAGAGUAUGCUCGUUAUAUGAUUCUCUGAGAUCACAUUACUUCAAAGGAAUAGAGCUGCGACAUUUUCCUUAUUCAUCGCAGUGUUCCCUCGAAGAGCUAGCAAACUAUGUUUUGGAUAUUCUUUUCUUGUCUAAGGAAGAACAGAUCCCAAAUGUUGUCUUGACAGUUUUGGCAUUGCUGAGCAAACCUAGCCUAUUUGAACGAUUAGAGAGAAGAAUGAAAUUAUUCCACAGGAAACCAAAUCUUACAUCCAUGCCGAUCAUAGAGGGUUGGACAACUGCUGAUUUGAUCUGUCAUCCAAAUAAUGACAAGGAACCGCGUGAUGUAUAUGAAUGUCUGAAACAUGUGUUUAGAACAGGAACAUUGCAGUUUGCGGAAGAUACACUGGAAUUGCCAGUGAUGAAGCAAAUUAUCACAUAUGCUUUACUGAAUGAUGUUGCCAUUAUCAUGCCUAUGGUAAAGGAAUUGAUUGCACACACUUCUAAAUCUGUAGCAAAAACGGACUCUUUCGUUGAAUUGCUGAAGUUGGCAAUUGAGCCGUCGAAGGACAAACAUGGUGAAAGUGUUCUCCAUUGCCUGGCAAAGACUGGUGACGCUGAAUCCAUGUACUGUAUUUUGCAACAUCUGAAAAAGGGAGGAAUUCAGAGUCACAACAUACGAGAUGCAUCUGGUUCCAGUCCUCUGUGGUAUGCAUUAGCUCACAAGCAUUGGAAACUUGCAGAAUUGCUUCUGAUGAAUGGGGCUUCCCUUUCUUUGAUAAAGGCAUUUCCAGAUUUUGAAAUAAGGAAGACAUGUUAUGCAGCCACAGAAGGACCUUCAUUGGUGACACGUCCAAAGCAGUUUCCUGGGUUAUGCAACAACUCAGAUAGGGUUGGAUUGGCACUACAGUCCAACAGUGGGGUGUUCAUGACACCAAGUUUUGAGAGACUUAAAGAAGAGGUAAGCUCACAACCAAAUGAUGAUUCACCACCAGUAACUGUUCUAGGUGCCAAAGAGACCGUUUCCAGGAUUCCGGAAUUAUUAUGCAACAAUUCUAGGAGGGUUGCAUUGGCACUGCAGUCCAAAAGUGAAGUGUUUUUGAAACCUAUUUUAAAGCAAUUUAAAGAGGAGAUGAGCUCGCAACCAAAGGAAUAUCCAUCAUCAGUGACUGUUAAAGAUGCAAUGUCAAAGAGAGUUCAAUACCUUAUGAACUUGUCACACGUUGGAAGUGAUAUUAAGGGAAAUAUCUUCCAUGCAGCAGUGAUCGCUGGUGACACAGCUUUGGUGAAAGAUUUGAUGACACAGCCAAUGUUUUCUAGCAUGAUGAAAACAACAAAGGGUUUACCACCAUUUGCUUUAGCAGUUUCAAAUCUUGACAUUAAGAUGGUAAAACAAAUUCAAACGUCUUCAAAGCUAAUUAAGGAUCCAAUCACAAUAGUAGAGAAAGCAAGUCAAGCAAUUAUCUCCUUGAUCCCAGGCAUUGAUGGUGUGAUAGAAAAGCUUAGAAAAUGGAAGAAGGUAGAGAAAGAUGCAGAUGUAAAGGAAAAGAUUUCUUCACUGCACACCGAUAUAAAGUCACAUCACCUCAAAGGAGAACAAAUGAAGUUCUUGCUAUCUAGAAAGCAAUGUCCUCUUGAGGAAAUUGUCAAAGAGGUUUUAGACAUAUUGCCCCUGUCUCAUGAUGUCAAGAUCCCAGACGUCUUGCUCAUAGCAUUAGCUUUACUGUGCAACCCUGAUAUCUUUGUCCAUCUAAAAGGAAGACUGAAGAACACAUUUCAGAGACAAUCAGAUGUUUGCUCAAGGAUAGUCAUCCACGGUUGUACAUUAACCGACUUGAUCAUACUUCUACAGGGCCAUAAAGACGAAGUAUCCAAAUCUUUGACAGUGUUGGCCAUGAUUGGUACUCUACAUGUUGAUGACAACACCCUGGUAUUGUCUGUGAGAAUGAAUCAUGUUUCAUUUCUGAAGAUUGUUGCAGAGAGUUGCCUUAAACGGUUCCCAGAAAAGAUGUUAACCAAACAAUGGAUUGAUGUGUUUACAUUUGCUGCUUCUAAAGGAAAGAUUGACCUGCUUAGGAUAAUGUUGACAGUUUUUGAGAAGAACAGCCCAAGUAAUAUCAGUCAGCUGUUGAAUGAGGUAUUUUGUGUCACUUCAUCACAAGGUCAUACAAAUACUUCCGAAGCUCUGCUAACAUUCGCCACAAACACAGGAACAUCAAAUGCUAUCGACAUAAAUUCAGCAGCUGUGAAAGCAGCCAGGAGAGGAAUGACUUCUGUUUUGAAGACAUUACUUGAACUGUUUCAGAGGAAUCAAUUGUUGAGUGAUGACAUGCUAUCAACACUUUUAGAGCUAACAGGUUUCAGUGGAUCGGUAUCUGCAUUCAGGGUUGUCCUUGAAUUUGGAGAUGAGCCUUUAAGGGAGAAGAAAGCAACACUAACUAAAUGCGUUCCAAGGGCACUUAUGAAUGGCAUAAAGAAAGGACAUGUGGAAUUUUGCCUUUACAUACUUGAAACAUUACCUGAUGUAAGUCUGACAGAAGUUGAUUCUCAGGGAGCAACAAUCUUGCAUUAUGCCUGUAAAUGGGGCACAGAGAGCAUCGUUACCAAGAUUUUAGAAAAGAGUACCAAGUUAGCAGAACGUGAAGACAAUGAGAAGAGAAAUCCAAUAGACUAUGCCAGAGCUAUGGGCCAGGUUGCUCUUAUCAAGGACCUAUCUGAAACAUUCAAAUUGAAAACGACAUUUAAAUGGACCAAGGAAAUCCUCCACUUUGGCUGGUUGCGAUACCUUUUGACAAGUAAUGGCACAGAAUCCCUUCCUCCCAUACAGUCUACAGACAUGUUGUACCCAACAAUAUCUGUCAAAAGGGAAGCAUGGACAAUUGAGUAUGCUUUGAGGCAAAGGAAUGACGAAGUUGCACUGGCAAUGAUCUUUGCGGCAGAAGGACAUAUUCUCACUGCAAUGACACAUUCGUAUGCAGAGGCACCCCUCAUACAUGUUGCAGCUAAAUAUGGCUCAUUAAAGGUAAUUGAUACUCUGCUAACAAGAAUAGAAGAGGAUCAGCAGACGCUGAGGACUAUAUUGCUGACAGAGAUUCGAGGGAAUAUCCCAUUGGCUUUAGCAGUGCAGAACAAACACAAGGAAUGUGUCAGACUAUUGAUAGAAAGACAAAACACAGUGGAAUGGGUGUCAAAGAGCACACGAGAAACCCUAUUUCAUGUGGCUGCUUUGACAGGGGACAAAGUAGUUCUGGAAAUGUUGAGAGAAAAAUCUGACCCACAGACUAUUCAUCUCAAAAACAAAUUUGGUAUGGAAGCUGGUCAAUAUAGCAUCGCCCUUGGUCAUCAGCACAUGACGUCACUGUUCUUUGAACAAGGUUUCCCUACCAAUUCUCAACACAGCUCCCAUAAGAAAACAGAUUACACAUGUCUCGAUUGUCUCCUUGACAGAUGUUUCGGCUGGUCUGAAGUAUACCUCCAUCAGCAAAAGACCAGUGGUCCCGAGAGGAACAUUUGGGAAAGAGGGAAAACAACUACAGGGUAUGUCUCAACCCCAGACAGUGCCCAAUCACAUACCCUUGAAACGUUGCUACAAUAUGCUGGUAUUUCAAAAGACGUUCGCAUUGUGAAAAGUGCACUGGCAUGCAUGGGAUAUAAAGAUGAUGUUGAUUUGGCAAGGCUGUUCCUGCUGCAAAGUAAGGGGAAUGAUCAAAUGUCAAACAUAUCACUUUGUUUGACAAAAGGAUGGGAAAGUACAACAAUUGCAAUUCUUGAACACACUAAAGCGACACUUGACCUUCCAUCUGUCUUGGACUCAGCAAUCGUAACUCACUCUGUGGAUGUUGUAAAAUUCAUUCUACAAAAAUAUCCAGAAGUUAUCAACAAAGAGAUCGAGGGAAUUACACCAUUGCAGACUGCAGUUAGUCUCCAAAUGUACGACAUAUAUGGGGAAAUACUGUCCCUGAUGCAACUGACUGACACAGAUCAAAGUCACUUUGCAAAUCUCUCUGAUAUAAAAGUGUGCCUCCCUAUUGUUGCAUGUUGGAAGACGGGAAUAUCACACCCUGGAGAUGAAACAUGGAUUCAGUCAAUGGCUGACGCAAGACUGAGUGAAGCAAGCUUUCUUAUGCUGAAAACCAACAAUCCAGAACUGAAAAAGAAGGUGGAAUCAUCUGCUACUGUGGAUUCAAUGCUGCCAGAAACGAUCAUUGGAAAACCAUUGAAAGUCGAUUUGGACAGUUUUAGAAAUAACAAACCAGUUGCUGUGUCCGAUUCCUGGUUGAUGACUGUAAUAGCUAGUUAUCUUACCACACUGACAUCAGUUUUAAACCAGGCACACAAUCUGGAAGAGAUGGACAAGAUAGAAAUCAUCUGCCUGUCAACUGGUACUGGAACGCCCUUCAAGGAAUUAGAUGGCAGAACACUUAAAGAUCACGUUGCACUUGACAGAACUGACCAGGCUGAUGACGGAGAACCUAUCCUUUCCAUAGCCUCAAGUGAAAGAGUUCCAAAUGAACUUCACAAUGAUGCUCAUUUCAAGGUUCUAGUGGAAAAAGAUAUUCUUUCCGAAGCAGAAAUAUUGGUGCAUGAGAUUGUUGGACACAGAGUGAAAAUUGAUGUGGACUGGGCUUCUUUUGACACAGUUGAUAUUGAGACAAGAUCAGCUUGCUACAGUUUGCUGGCAGGGAGAGAUCUCAACAGCAAGCUUGGAGGCCUUGUUGAUAUUCUAGGAAGAUGCAAAGAACUCUAUGAAGAUAUAUUAGCUUUGCAUGGAGAUACUGCCGUGGCAUGUAUUCAAGAUUUAUUUACUCCAUUGCAAACGAUUGUUGUAUCAAUGUCAACUACAAUGCCAUUGCCAAGAAAGAUCAUGUUCUUUCCUUGUGAAGAGUCGAUGCCUUGGGUUUUCAAUUAUAAGAAUGAUAAGUUUGAGUUUGUGGUACAGAACUUCCCAAUGUACAGUCGGCUCAAGGCAUAUCAGACCAUAUGUGUACAUUCAGCUGGUGGUGUUUGCAAGUUUUCACAAGAUGUUGAAACUGAAGCACAGAUAUCCUGGGUAGAUGUAUCUGUUGACUGGAAGUCAUUUUCAUCACUUGGAGACACAUCUAGCAUGUCGGUGUUUGGGCGAAAUGGAUUAAGAAUGGUGAUAUAUCAACUGAUUGUGGGAUUGAAACGCUUGCUCUGGUACACAACUAAACCCAAGAAGCUAAUCCUGAGAAAUGCUCCAGCUGCAUCGGAAGGUGCUCUCUUGAUGGAUGGCGAGGAGAUAACACUUACUCUGUUUCCAUCCCAGUCGCAGUCAGGGUUGACUAGUGGGGGGAUUGACAUCAAGUCUCAAUUGCAUAUAAUUGAAGUGAAGCAGCAAAUUGAAAAACAAAUUGAGACAGGAGGUCAAUUUGCAGGAUUCACUGAAUUAACUGGCAGAGAACUAAAUUAUUUUGAAAUGCCAUCUAGGGUUGUGGAGACCAUGGUCAAUUCUAGACAACCAGAGGAGAUCUACUUCAAGAACAUGGUUGAUACUCAAAUCAUUGAUAAAGCUGAGGAAUUGAUGACUGAACUGGUUGGGCAUACAGUGAAGGUUAAAGUGGAUUGGUCCUCCUUCAAUCCCAAACAUUCAGACGAUGAUAUCACAGUCUACAAUAUGCUAACAGGACGAGAUCCCAGCAAUGAACUUGGAGGACUACUGCAUGUUAUCAGAAGAUGCACAGACCUUAAUGAUGAUAUCUUUGCUCUUCAGGGCCAAACCAUCAUGGAAUCUCUCAAAGAUUUAUUUACACCUGUGAGGGAAAUUAUCAUCAAGCACACUGACAAUUUGACCAGGACAAACAAAACUAUGUUUUGUUUGAUUGAUCAGUCUAUGCCAUGGUACAUUAAUUUCAAGGAUGGAGUUUUAGGAUUUGUAGCAGAGAGUUUUCCUUUGUAUACCAUCUUAAAAGCAUGUCACUCAUUUUGUAUCAACAUGACUGGAGGUGUGAAGGAACUUGAAAGGAAUGUUGUGGACACGAAACCAACGUUAGAAGUAUCUGUUGACUGGAAAUCAUUUGGCAAUGUUGGGGACACACAGUCUUUGUCGAUACUUGGACGGAAUGGAAUACGGUUAGAGAUGCUACGCCUGGCUGCAGGACUAAAACAUCUUCUAAGGUACAAAUUCAGGGCAAGAAAAAUACUCCUGAAAAAUGCCCAAGUUUCAUCUGAAGUUGGCCUUAAAAUUGAUGGAGACGUCUUAAUAAUGACGGUGUAUGCACAACGAUCUCACACUGGUGGUUGGACCAGCACAGGUCUCGACAUAUACGCACAGCUGAAGGAAAUGGAGGUGCAGCAUGUACUGACAAGAGGAGCUGAAGAGGAUCUGAUACCAAAGAAGGAUCUGGUACUUCUGGCUGAAAAAUCAGGCUUCAGGUUUUUAAUACCUGUAGAGAAACGUAAAUGGCUUGAAGAGAUAGCCCAAAAAGAAAGUCGACAGUUGAGAGAUCCUUUAGAGUUACUUCAACUUUAUGCUGCAGAAUAUUAUACCAGUUCACCAGUUGAAAAGAUUGAACAAGAAUUGGUAGAAGGGAUUGAAGUGGCUUUGACUAUGUGUCCUGGCGUCUGGCCAGUACAACCUAAAGUUAAGCCAGGAAAUUUGAAGACCCUGACAAAACAACUUGAACCAGGUUUAUGGUGCUGGGUCACCAUGGCUGAGUUGGGCAAUGGUAUAUCCCAUGACAAAUUCCUCGUCAAUGUCAGAAGUGAAGGGUCAUGUGAAUAUGAUUUCAAACUGUUGCUGAAGGGUGAUGCAAAAUCAUUACCUACAACCAAAGUCAGUGGUGUAUGGUACCACCAGCCGUUUGACAAAAUGAAUGAUAUGAAAACAAUUGGAAGACUUCAGUUGAUCAGCUUUCUCGGUGUCUUAUAUCACAUCACAGACCCUUUUGAAGUUCUAAAGCUACUCCAGAAUAUACCAUCAAAGAUACAAAGGGGAUUAACAAGAUCGGAAAUCCAUGAGGAAGAACAAGGAACACUCUUCCUCCCUUUUGAUUCAUGGACUACACAUUUACGUAUAGGCCGUCCUCAUUUUGAUGUGGAUUGCAACCAUGGCAUAGCUCUUCAUCAAUGCUGGAAAAGAGGCUCAGAGCUCGGCAUUAAUAUUGUUAUUGAUACAGAUGACCUAAGAAGAUGUGGAUUCAAACCUGCCUCUAUAGAACGGAUUGCUAUGGAUGUAUCUACUACGCUUGAGACCUUCACUCCAGUGGUUGACUUGAUGACACAUCAGAAAAAUGAUCUUCUUUCGACCCAAGGAGUAUUGAGGAUCGGCAGUUCAAACAUGAUGGAUGACCAUACCCCGUGGACUGCUCAAGGAAUGGCACGUGAUGAUGAACAUUUCGGUAUAUAUCCUCUCUCAGAGAGUGAUCUGUAUUUGCUUUGUGACCCUGCUCUUGCAGUUUCUGAAGAAAAUGUCCAAAAGAAUGAGCAGGAACCAUUUGCCGUCCGAUUUGUAUUUCCCAAACUUCUUCCUAAAAGAAAAGGCUCAACACGUGACCCAAAGAAAACAUAUGUGUCUCCAAGAUUCGCUAACAUUCUUAACGUUACCCUUGGACACAUGUUUGUGUCAGACAAAAGCAGAAAACUUCUAAAUAUGAUAGAUGAUUUGUCUGCACGACACCCCCCAGUUACUUUUUCUUUCUUGGAACCAACUCCAGAUGAUAUCUUCCUUCCAUACGCUGAGACAGUUUUUAACAACAUAACCACAGCCUUCAGUUACUAUGCAUCAAAAUCGAAAGGAUUCAAACAUAAGUUUCCAAAGACACUGACAGAUAUCCAUGUUGUGGAAAAGACAAAAGAUUCAGAUUCAAAAAUUGUCAAAUUUGACAAAGAUGUCUUAACCAUAUUUGCUGUUCACAAAGGAAGAUUUACACCCAUAGCAGAUAUGAUCCGUGGUCUGGACAAUACUUUCGGCAAGGGCUUACUCUCAUCUAAUUGUAAUCUGGAUGAUCCUCAGCUUGCAAAGUUCACAGUUGAAGGAUAUAAAAAAUUUAAGAUGAGAGUGUCUGAUUUUCUUGGAGCUACUGUUACUGACUCCCUUUUAAAGAGGCUAGCAAAGAAUAAAUUGCUAAAACUGACUCUGUCUCAUGAAGGAAAGAUGGAAAAAGUUCUUAUCUCAUCUGAGCAUGUUUCAAAAGAGUCACUGACUCUUAAUUGUGACUGGACUGGAUUUGAGGAGGUGAAACUUGGUUCAAAUUGCAUGUUAUCUGUAAGUUUGAAUGAAAGAGAUUUGUAUAGACAAGUUGGAAAAGGCUGCGAAUUUAAUGCCAUACGAAUAGAAACAGGCAAAUCAUCCAAACAGGUAUCCCUAAAUGAAAGAGAAAACCCCACAUUAUUGCUGUUGCCUAGACAUGAGAAUAUCUGCUUGGGUGUAGGUUCAAAUGAUACAAAGUCACAAGACCAGAAACGGAAUGGGAACUGUGUAACAUAUAUUGAUAUGUCCACGGUCGAAUUCGAGGUCGUACACAAGGCCACCUUCAGAGUGCAGAAGGACACAGGGAAAAGUUGGCUCACAGUUGCAACAUCAAAUGACUCAUAUUUCAAAGGAGCAUAUUCCUUUCGAAUGGCACAGCCCAAACCACACAUGUUCAUUCGAGCUAGAUGUAAACUGUGCAAGUCACUUCUAGAACUCCACAGCGAAACAUCCACAACUUAUCCUGGAGAGUACCUCCAUGUUGUCUAUGACCCUCAUUCUACAAAGUAGACAUAUGUCUAUCUCACAUGUCAUUACAUGACAGUACGAUUUGACUGAAAUAUUGCCAAUGUUACGUUAAAUUUUAACUCACACACUCACUCACUCAUUAUAUGACAGGGUACAGUCGGCCCAGACUGGCCAAGUCGUCUCAAUUCGCGGUAUAGAAAUGCGUCCCUUCGAGCACGUCAGAAUCUAUGACCAUGGGAUCGAUUCCCGGUUUGCCCCUCAUAUGUUUCCAGGUUUGUCAGCACCAUACCCGUGCUCAUGAGUUUCACCAAAGUGGUAAACGUCCGCUACAUGCGUCACAAUAGACACAUUGAGCUGACACGCCCUGAUAUAACUAGAAUACUGUUCAAAGUGGCGUUAAAAACGCACUCACUCACUCAUUAUAUGACAAAUACUCUUGCCACAUUUUCAUUCUUAUAAUUCUAUGGGAUUCCCUUUGGAUAUCAUUACAGUUGGUAUAAUAUAUCUUCCAGUACUCAUAUAUCACCACGUUACGUGGACAUGACUAGAACUGGUAUUUUGACUGUUUAGGGAUGUUCAUCUACAAGAAUUUGUAAGAGGACGUGAUCAAAUACAGUCAUCACCUAAACUAUAUAUAUAGAUGUAUAGUAAAGCAUUGUCCACAUGAAUGCAUGUAUAGUUUACAUUAUUUAGGACAUUUUAGUUAAAUGUAUAUUAUUGAUAUUUCAGUAUUGUUUUUGUAAUAUGACUUUGUAACUUGUUUCACAACAAACUCAGCCCAAUUGUAUAAACUGUUUUCACAAAUUAUUUUGUUAUAGUUAGUCAAAUUACUUCAUUUUAUUGUAGAUAUAUUGCUAUAAAUAAUUUAUUGUUAUGUAUGUUGGAAUAUUGUUAGAGCAAAGAAGAAUGAUGCCAAUAGAGUCUUUUUGCAUGUUUUGUUUGUGCUGAUCGACAUCUGACAACCAAAUGUUGCAUAAAAUGAGGAUUUAGAAAUUUCAAAUUAUUGAUUGUAUCCUGUUUUGAGCAAAACCAUACACAUGGUAAAACUAGCAUUGUUUUUGUAUAUAAGUGUGUUUAUGUAUAUAUUAUAUAAGCAAAAUAUCUCGAGACCAUGCCGUUAUCUGACAUAUGGGAGAGUUUUGUGAACACUGGUUUGAAUAUAUAUUUAUUAAUAAUGAACGCCGUCAAUUUGCCAUGAUUCGUCAAUGUUCUAGAGGUUGCCAGGUGACAUUGGUAAAAUGUAUAGUAGUGUCUUUUCUUACCGCAGGUAUUAAGCAAGUACAUGUUAGCUGUUUGGUAAAUAAUGCACUAGUGUACACCAUUUGAUAUUUCAGACCUCUCCCUCGUUGUUUAAAGUACAGCAAUAAUAUUAUUGUGUUUUAUGAGUACAGAUGAGAGUUUUAGAUAUAUAUGCAGUAGUAAAGAUAUUUGAGUUCUCAAUUUACAAAAAGGAUAACAGUUAUUCUUUUGUCCAAGUAUAACCGAAGGGAGACAACCGGAUUGUAUCUCUUGCAUGCUGGUUGUUUCAUUGUUUUUCUCAAUAUUCAGAUAUGUUUGUAUUAUAUGUAUAUAUAUCAAAUGGACAGUUCUUGGGAUUAUUUUAAUUUGUUCCUUGUUUUCAUUUCAUGUCGUAGCAUUUAGUAGAAUUAGAAAUAUGCCUGCUACUGACGAUUGUCCUUUGAAUUUAGAUUUAAAAUUUGUAUUUACUUUGUACCUAAAAAAAUAUUUUUUACCUAAAAAAUAAUGUAAUGUAAAUAUGUGAUACUUAAAAGUAAUGGCUUUUUUCUAAGGCUAGAUUACACAAUGUAACUUUGAAUUUUGCUUUGGUAAUGAAACGAAUACAUCGUUCCUAACUAAUGUUAUAGUAUUAGUAAACAAACAUAUCAGUGUAAUUACUUUCCACACUGUAAAAAUUUCACUUCUACUAGUGUUCAUCACAACUACUUAUCAGUGUGCGUUAUAUAUUCAGGAUUUAUUACCAAGGUAUUACUGGUAUAGAUGACAUAUUUAUUCCAAAGACAUGUAAAAUCACAUGACGUUUAGAUAUUCUUCACAAUAACCAACAAAAAAAGACAAAUUAACACAUUUCUAAAGUGUAUGUACAGUUUCAGUAAUUCAAAAUACAAAAGUAUAGACAAAUGCUUCACUUGAAAUAUAGAAAUAUGGACAAGCUAGGUAUAUCAGUAUGUCAUGCAUCAUAUGAAUGCACGUACAUUGUAACAUAAACUAGGACAUUUUAGUUAAGCCUGUGACUGUAUUGUAUAUUUGUCCAGCAUUGUGUUUUUUUAAUAUAUGUAUUUUAUCAUUUUUUGAGAACCAUUUUAAUUAUUCAUUUUUUAAUGCAUAGUUUGUAUAGAGAUUCGGGUUAGAAUA